AUGAUGAUGAUGAAUACAAAAAUCGACAUUCUUUUCUUCUCAAUCCUCUGUUUCUUACUCACAACAAGCUGUGAUUCAUGGGGAUGGUUUUCAGAAGAGAAAAACCCAUCAUCAUCAUCAUCAUCGUCAAGAACAUCCCAGAUUUCCGGCCAAAAGUUCGCCGGAGAAUUCUCUAUAGAUCCAUUAAAUACCCAAAAGGGUUCUCAACUUGUUGAAAACGCUAUGCAGAAAUCUCAAUCUGGUUCAUGUUGGCAAAACGCUUAUCAAAAUCUAUUUACUGGUUGUCGUGAAAUCCUUGCUGAUGAUGAAAAACAAUCAAGAUUCGCCUGGCUUCUAUCCGACUGUUUUCAGAAAGAUUCUGGUAUGUUAUCGUUUCCCAAUUGUGAUUUAAAAUCCAAUAUGAAGAAGUGUAGAAGCAAGCUUGAUGAAGAACAAAGUCGGGUUUAUCUUCAAUUCUUUCUUCAAACCAAUGUUCUUUGUCAUCAAUUACAAGCUCAUGCAUUCAAACAACAAACAGAGAAACUGGUGAAUGAUUUAAAAGAAUCAGCCCAAUUUGCAGAAGACAAAUUAAUAAGUAUAGAAGAGAAAUCUGAGAAUUUAAUCCAAAGUUCUUCUCAAAUUCAUGAUUCUCUUUACUCAAUCAAAGAACAAUCUCAACUAAUAUCCAAGGUUUCGGUUGAAGUUUUUACGACAGUUGAUAAUGUGUUAAAGCACACUGAAGGUGUUCAUGAACAAUCGAAACGAAUCGAGGCUUCUCAGGAAUUGAUUAAGUAUGGGCAAGAUGAAUUGAGGAAGAAGAUUGAUGAUGAUAUGGAUAGAAUUAGAGAAGCCCAUGAUAGUUUAGGUGUUGAAAUCAGUAAUUUGAAUAAUGAAGCUAUUGAAAUUGAGAAGGAGAUUGAAAAGCUUGGAGAUUCUUUGUCUUUAAAGAUGGGAACUUUGCAGAUUAAAGCAGAAAGUAUUGAAUUUGCAACUGGAACUUCAUUAGAUAAACUUAAAGAACUUCAAGAUGGACAAUCUGUUGCUCUUGAAGAUGUUCAAUUUCUAAGUAAAUUCUUGUCAAAUGCAUUGGAAGAAAGCAGGGGAACUCUGCAAAAAUUAGCUGAAUUUGGAAAUAGACAGCAAGAGGAGCUUCUUCAAAGACAAGACCAUUUACAAGAAGGCCAUGAACGUUUAGUUGAGAAUUCAAGAACAAUAUUGGCUGCACAGGAAGCGUUUGAGUCGAAGCAAGCGAGCAUGUUUAUGGUAUUGGACAAGCUUUUUACAGUCCACAACGCAAUGUUGGUUGAGUCGCGGUUAAUAAAAGCGUUUGUUUUAUACUUUUUGGCCAUAUUUAUCGUGUACAUGUUCACUAGCACGAAACAAACGUACAAUAUUAGACCGCGACUUUACAUGGGGCUCUGUUUGGCUUUCUCUAUUGAAUUUGCGGUGUUGCGAUACGCGACAGGGAGAAUAGAAGAUCAAGCUUGGAUUAUAAGUUCGAUUAGAACACUUUUUGUUACGUUGUCGUCGAUUCAACUAUUAUAUGUUGUCUUCACUUACAGGGACUAUGAAGUGUUGAAUCAUCAUAUUUUGUUGAAUCUAAUGGACAAGAUUAAUAAUAAUGUUGGAAUGCGAGAGCAAAAAGAGAUAUCUUACGAUAGCGACGAAGAUUGGAAUUAUGCUAUCAAUAAAGAGUAUAACGAAGAAGAAGAGGAUGAACUCAAUGAUCCCGAUUUUAUACUUGAGAAGGAGGAAGUUGACGAGAAUUCGGUUUCAACAACUAGUUUAACUAGAAGAUAUAACCUCAGAUGUCGCUCUCAUCGUUCUUAUGUAUGA
Messenger RNA from Impatiens glandulifera, 1815 nucleotides. Its product is annotated as protein GAMETE EXPRESSED 1-like. The record is from RefSeq and is a predicted model, not a curated record. Bases 1 to 1815 code for a protein of 604 amino acids. The transcript has 6 exons. NCBI's taxonomy places the organism in Eukaryota, Viridiplantae, Streptophyta, Magnoliopsida, Ericales, Balsaminaceae.